Pelagomonas calceolata is the source of this 3910-nucleotide messenger RNA. NCBI's taxonomy places the organism in Eukaryota, Pelagophyceae, Pelagomonadales, Pelagomonadaceae. The record is from the annotation of a GenBank genome assembly.
CUGAUUCGGUGCGUCAGAGCCGUCCUGGAGGGUACAAAAGACGCGUAGCGCGAGGCGCUGAGAGAUGGGCGUGAGGCAAAGCCAAGGCUUUGCUGAGGAGCGUGGCGUCGUGCGGCCCCAGCGCGAUAAGAGCUGAGCGCUGCGCGCCUGCCUUAGCGAUUAUAGGUCGCAGCGGCUGCGUGUGGUUGUGUGAAACGCGCCGCCGUGAGCCCUCACACCUGGUUGCUGCUAGGAGAGCGACCUUCCCUGCGCGCCGCCUGACCGCGAAGCGCUCUGAGCCAUGGCGCUGUUCCAUGUCCUCGCGGCGGCCUACGCCGCCGCGACCGCGGCGUUCGUCGCGAAGCCGCUCCCGACGCUCAAGACGGCGCGGCCCUCCUUACGCGCGGCGCCGGCCAUGGUCGAAACGCUCCUAAAGCCCGACGCUAAAUUACCCACACAUCCGGCCUUCCGGAAAGGGACCCUCAAAAAUGGUCUGGAGUACGUCAUCCUCCCGAACGCCUCACCAGCAGGGCGCUUCGAAGCCCAUCUCGAGGUCUUCGCGGGCUCGGCCGACGAGCGGGAAGACCAGCAGGGCAUCGCCCACUUGGUCGAGCACGUGGCCUACAUGGGUUCGAGGAAGAGGGAACGGCUCUUCGGCACCGGUUCACAGACGAACGCCUACACGGACUUCCACCACACGGUGUUUUACGCGUGCUGCCCGCUGGAAGCGCCCUUACCGGAAGGUGCUCUCAACCAGUUACUUUUGGGGAGAGGCGGCGCCAUGUUACCACGAGCUUUAGAUGCUCUCUGCGAGGUGCUCCAAGCGCAGUUCCUCCCGGCCCGCGUGGAAAAGGAGCGCGCUGCGGUCCUGUCCGAGAUGUCCAUGGUCAACACGAUCGAGUACCGCGUCGAGUGCCAGAUCCUGAGGACGCUACACGCCGAAAACGCUUUGGCGAGAAGGUUUCCCAUCGGCUUGGAGGAGCAGAUUAAGGCAUGGAGUGUCGACGAUGUGGUCAAGUUCCACAGCGAACACUACCGGCCGGACAACGCUUUGCUGUAUGUGGUGGGCGACGUCAAGGCCGACGACGUGGAAUUGGCCAUCCGCACGGCGUUCGACGGUGUUCCUAAGGCAACCAGUCCGAACCCCGUGCCGCCCUGCCUGAAGGCCCAGUCGCGGCACUUUCCUCCGAUUGUCCAUGAAUGGUCCGGUGGGAGGUUCGACCAGACGAGUGCGGUGCCUCUUGAUGGUGAACGUAUUCUGGAAAUGACGGAUGACCAGAAGAACGAGUACUUGCUGCCGCUCGACGUCCCGGCCGUGCCCCAUCCUUCUACAGGUGUCCCCGUACGCGCUCAUGUGUUCCAGCACGAGCUGCUGCAGCAGUUCUCGUUUCACUUGUUCGCGAAGAGGCCCGUGGAGAGAAUCACGACGCUAGCGGAGCACAGAGCCGUGACGACGAAGCGCAUCGUGCUGUCGGCGCUACAAGUUCGACUCAAUGUCCUAGCCAGAGCGGAGCCCCUGUUCUCGUUCGUCGAGUUCCAGCACCUCGACUCGGCGCGGGAGGCGUGUGCGGUGUGUUCUUUAGAUAUGAACGGCGACGCGGCGCGGUGGGAGGAGGCGGUGGCGGCCGCCGUGAAGGAGACGCGACGCAUGGGCCAGUUCGGCCUCACGCAGUCCGAAUUGGAGCGCUUCGGCGCCGCGUUGGUCACGGAUUCGGAGCAAUUAGCCGCGAUGGGCGACCAGUUAGCGCAUGGGGAACAACUCACACAUUUGAUGGAGACCGUGGCCUGCGAGCACACGUUCAUGGACCCGGCCACUGCUCAUGAGGCCACCGUGCCGCCUCGGUGUCCGAACUUUUCCGAACUUCGAGGUCGCGGCGAUGGCGUCUUCAUGAGACUGCGUCGCCUCGACGCCGACGCGGCCGUCAGAGAGUCUACAUGUCUCGUGAACGUGACGCUGUCGCGGCGAUGGCGUCGACGCGAUGCCGAGUCGCAUCGACGCCGUCGACGCGGCCGUCAGAGAGUCCACGCGUCUCGUGAGGGGAGUGUCGCGACGCCGUCGUUCGACGCAGGUCCUCGCGGUGCAAUCGCUCCAGCUGGACGAGGUCAACGCCGUCGCGAGAGAUCUGAUGGCGCAUGUGGUGGACUUCGGCGCACCAGAUGCGGCCAGACCUUCUGCCAUGAUCGCGUGUAGUCCGGCGUUCCUCGCGGAUGGGACGCCGGUGAAGAUCGAUUCGGAGCAGUUACUAGCCGUAGCGGCGAAGGCCGCGACGGAGCCCAUCGAGCCGGAGCCCGAGCUCAUCAUCCCGGCGGCGUUGAUGGAGCGCGAAGAUGUGGCAAAGAUGCUUCCCGAGAAGGUCGUUCCCAGAACUUUCGCGGAGGUCGCUGGGGACGAGGAGGCCAAAGCUGCCGCUGCGCUAGGUGUCCGCGCGCAGCGACUGGCCAAUGGUGCUAGAAUUAUGGUGAAAGGGUUACCUCAUGAAGCCCAGCGCGGCGCUCUACGAUUAACCAUGGCGGGAGGCAGGGAAGGCGAGGCUGCCCUCAAAUCCGCUUUAGGAUCGGCAGCAGUGGGCGCCCGCACGCUCCAGGAGGGCGGCGCCUUCGACCCCUGGUCGCGCGAACAGGUCGAGCUAUUUUGCGUGGACCGCCUGAUCAUGGUCGAGGUGACCUGUUCUGAGGAGAAGAUCACCGUGGACUUUGGCUUCCCGACGCCGCCGCCUAGGAGUGGUGGGUGUUCCGGUGUGGAAGCGGCGCUGCAGUUGGUGCACAAGAUCCUGUAUCCCGGUGCGUUCCUGUGGGAGCCCGACGCGUUUCGGAGGGCCCAGAUCGGCCACGAGCAACAAACAGAAACGUCGUUGAGGUCGAUGGAAGGUGCUGCUCAAGAAAAAUUACUGGAAGAUCUGCUGGGUAGAGAUGAGAGGUUCCUCUCGCUAGGUAAGGCCGAUGCCGAUGCUCUCAAGCUUGAGGAUGUGGAGCAGUGCAUGAUGGCGCAGCUCGACCCGGCGAACGUCGAGAUUUCGGUUGUUGGGGAUUUCGACGCGGCGGAGUGUGAACGACUCGCUGUCGCGUACGUCGGUGCUGUUCCACGGCCGACGGACGUCGAACCUUUGACUGAUAGGGAUCCCUCGUCUACGAAUGCUAAGUUGCCAGCUUCUCCAGGUGAGCCUCGACGGGUCCACGUGCCUGAUUCCGACCCCAGGGCAGUGGCUUACGUCAUGGGCGCCGCGCCGAACCGACUAGGCGUGCUCGCGGAUGGCCGAACACUAGUUGAAAGGUUGCUAGGCACGUCGGACCUCUCGAAAGCGCCGGAACGGUGGCGCCACCCUCUAUUUGCGGCCGUAGCUUUGUCAUUAGUGCAGGAGGUCGCUAAUAGAAGGUUGUUCUCCGUCGUGCGCGAGCGGAAGCAACUCACCUAUGACGCGAAUUUCAGAUUCAGCGAGCACGAGCGCAUCAAGGGCGGCUGGUACCUCGUUUCGGUGACCGCCUCGCCGGCGAACGCCGAAAAAGCGUUAGACGCGUGUCGCGAGACGCUGCAGGCGCUCGGUGGUUCCAGUCCGCCAACCGCGGACAAUUUGGAAGCGGCAAGGCGGGUGUUGGUCAACAGACAUCUCGCGGAACUCACGUCGAACAAGUACUGGUGCGAGCAGCUCACGGGUUGUGGCAUGGACGCGAUCCCGCAAAAAACUCUAAUGGGUUUACGCGACUAUCCCCGCUUGGCGGAGCAGGUCACGGUGAAGGACCUGCAGGUCAUCCUGAAGGCGUUGGACACGUCGGACGACAAGAUCCACACGUGCAUUGGGACGUCGGGUACGGCUGACAGCGCGGCGGCGGCGCCUCCUGUCGUCGAGAGUCACGACGCGGUCAUGAUCAACCCGCUGAUGGGCGGGCGCGGGAGGUAGUUCGUCUCCUUCCCUUCUAAAAAGUUGAUUGAAUA